AUGGCGGAUUCAGGAGUGUUUCCUGGAUAUAACCAGGUUUUGGAGUUUGUGAAAACUUCAUUGGCAAAAGUCAUAAGGAGCUCAGACAAGGUACCGCAGCAUGUAGCAUUUAUCAUGGAUGGAAACCGUAGGUUUGCCAAGAAACAUAACAUGGAGUUAAACGAGGGUCACAAUGCUGGGUUUGAGAGUAUGUGCAGAGUAUUAGAAUUAUGUUACGAGAGUGGAAUGAAAGUAGCUACUGUAUUUGCAUUUUCAAUAGAGAAUUUCAAACGAAGUCCAUUGGAAGUGAAUUGGCUAAUGGAGCUGGCCAAAGACAAAAUAAAGCAGAUAGCACAGCAUGGCGAAUUAGCAGAACAAUAUGGUAUUAAGGUGCGAGUCAUUGGUGACCGGUCAUUAUUACCACCUGACGUUUUAAAAGAAGUCGAAUUAGCGGAGGAAGUUACCAAAAAUAAUAAAAGGGCUGUUUUAAAUAUAUGUUUCCCUUAUACCGGCAGAGAAGAGAUAGUGCAUUCGAUAAAAGAGAUAAUGGAGGAGACUGCAGAGGGGAUUAUUGAUUAUAGAGAAAUCAGUGAAAAGACAAUAGAAGAUCAUUUGUACACUAAGGGACAACCACCGGUAGAACUUUUGAUAAGGACAAGUGGUGUUACAAGACUCAGUGACUUUUUACUCUGGCAACUCAGCAGCAAAGGCUGCACUGUUGAGCUAGUGGACUGUCUCUGGCCAGAGUUUACACCGUUUAGUAUGUUGAAAAUACUAUUAAAAUUUGCAUUCAAAAAGACCUUCUCUCCUUCUAAUGAUGAAGACGACGAAUUAAAGAAGAAAACGACAUGA
Kluyveromyces marxianus DMKU3-1042 is the source of this 831-nucleotide messenger RNA. RefSeq names its product ditrans,polycis-polyprenyl diphosphate synthase (gene RER2). Gene Ontology annotation, cellular component: membrane; dehydrodolichyl diphosphate synthase complex; lipid droplet. NCBI's taxonomy places the organism in Eukaryota, Fungi, Ascomycota, Saccharomycetes, Saccharomycetales, Saccharomycetaceae. The record is from RefSeq and is a predicted model, not a curated record. Bases 1 to 831 code for a protein of 276 amino acids. Gene Ontology annotation, molecular function: ditrans,polycis-polyprenyl diphosphate synthase [(2E,6E)-farnesyl diphosphate specific] activity. The transcript has a single exon.